AUGUUCGGUGAUUCCCGACAAUCUCGCCAAGAGUUGUGCGCGCGCGCGUGUGUGUCUGUGUUUGGCAUGUGGAGCAUGCACAAUUGUCAAGGUGGCUUUUGCAAAUGCAAUGCUGAAAAUGCAUCUCUUUCCCAAGUUGAGUGAAAAAAAACCUCCACUUAGAUUCAAACAUGCCAUUAAGUAUACCUUAUAGCUAGACUAAAAAGUGGUUUCCAGUGCCUUCUCACCCAACACGGCGCAAUCGCGGAGAUGGUAAGUAAAUAUUACGCCGUCUGUGUUCGUCAAACUGGCGAAACGCGCUAUCACUUUCUAAAGCGCGUCCCUAGCCAGCCUGAACCAAAGCCAAGCCGUCCCCUUGCAAGAUAACUGCUGUGUGAGUGAGUGAGUUAUUGCAAUGCGCUCGAAAUGGUGGUGAGCCAAGUUUAUUCGUGUGCUGUGCUUCACCGCGUAUCGGUUCGGUUCACUUUUUGAUGGAUUUUUCCCGACGAAAUACCCCCGUCGAUGGGCGAUGGCUAGUGGUUGUGGGCAUCCUGAUGAUCCUUGCCGUGCCGCGUGCAGCAGGCAACAUCUUUGACAACUACAAACCCUGCAACAACAGUAAUGGCAUUUGCGUUCAGCGCGAACUGUGCCUUAAUGGGCAGAUCAAUACGGUCGGUUUUAUAAUCAUCGAACCGAGGUUGCUUUCUGCGGAUGAUUUCGACGAGUGUAACCAGUACGGUGUGGUGUGCUGUGGUUUACCGCCUGUGCUUGAACCUGACAGUGGCGAGUCGCUGAGCACCACCUUGACAACCACCGAAGAGCCGGAAGAUCCGGAAUGGAGCCGUCAGUGUGGCCAGCGUACGGAUGUAUCGGAAAAAUAUGUCAAUGAAGAGACCGAAACCGAUCGGUUUGAGUUUCCGUGGAAUGUGGCCGUGUUCAGCGUUACAAGGAUGCUGGGCAAAUUACGCAAAGAGUUUCUCUGCAGUGGCACCCUGAUUCACGACGAUAUGGUGAUAACGGCAGCGCGGUGCGCUCAUCAAAGAAAUCGAACCACACUUAUGGUGGAGUUGGGCAGGUGGGAUUUGGAUGCUAGUCCUGAGCCCCGUAUACAGGCAGUAGCCGUAGAUCAGGUCAUUGUCCACCAUGGGUAUGUGGCGUCGAGCCAGCUGAACAACAUAGCUCUGCUAAUACUAGCCAGCGGAGUACGUCUAGAACGAGCGGCAAAUAGGGUGUGUCUCCCGGGCCGUGGCCUAAAAUUUGAUGCCGAUUCCCUGUGCUACGUGGUGGGCUGGAGCAAUUUCCCCAUACCGAACACCCGAAAUCGACAGCUCAAGCUACGGGUGUCCUUUGCCAGUGCGCAGGAAUGUACGGACUCUAUUCGACGAGCGACAAACGCCUGGGAGUUUCGUCUGCCAAAGAAAAACAUCUGUCCAACGUAUUUGGACAACACCGUGCCCUGCGAGCGUGCGCCCGGUUCAGGGCUGGUCUGUGAGUUGAACAACGUCGAAGGACAAUACUUCUUGGUGGGUAUAGCGUCGUACGCGGUGCGCAACUGUAACCGAUUCCGGGCGCACGACGUCUUUCUGCACAUUUCCGACUACAUUGCGUGGAUCGAUGAUCAUGCAAAGAACCAAAGCCGGGACACGAGUUUCUAUCGCCCUGAUCCAACGGGCUUCGAAUGACGUUUCAAGAUAUUCAGUUCGUAAUAAAAAGGCAAUGAAACAAUCGUAUAGUUCCUAACAUCGCACGAAA
Molecule: messenger RNA, 1731 nt
Organism: Anopheles stephensi (Asian malaria mosquito)
Lineage: Eukaryota; Metazoa; Arthropoda; Insecta; Diptera; Culicidae
Product: chymotrypsin-C-like
Exons: 3
Coding region: 471-1661 (396 amino acids)
Biological process (GO): proteolysis
Molecular function (GO): serine-type endopeptidase activity
Source: RefSeq, a predicted model, not a curated record